Molecule: messenger RNA, 2460 nt
Organism: Ceratotherium simum simum (southern white rhinoceros)
Lineage: Eukaryota; Metazoa; Chordata; Mammalia; Perissodactyla; Rhinocerotidae
Gene: ARRDC4
Product: arrestin domain containing 4
Biological process (GO): protein transport
Cellular component (GO): plasma membrane; cytoplasm
Molecular function (GO): ubiquitin-like ligase-substrate adaptor activity
Source: RefSeq, a predicted model, not a curated record
UACCUACCUGCGCCAGCCGGUGCGUGAGGGCGCCAAUGAAAUGACUCAGUGGCCAUUUACAACCAAUCCGCACGACGCGGGGCUCACAGCCGGCCUAUGGGCGCGCGCCGGGGGCGGGCUGUCCCGGCCCCUUUCCAGUCCCAGCUGGGUUUGUUAAAGCGACAGGGGCCACCGCGCGUUUGGGCUCCACGGAGCACCGCACAGCGGCCGCGGUGGCCCUUGACGUGCGGCGGGCGCCCGUGACAGCGGCGCCGCUCUGCUCGCGACCCCGGCUCCAGGCCGCUGCCUCCCUCCUUGGCGCGGCCGCGUCGCCCAGCGGGAUGGGCGGCGAGGCGGGGUCCGCGGCGGCCGUGGGCUCCGAGGGCCGAGUGAAGAGCUUGGGUCUGGUGUUCGAGGACGAGCGCAAGGUCUGCUACUCGAGCGGCGAGACGGUGGCGGGGCACGUGCUGCUGGAGGCCGCCGAGCCGGUGGCCCUGAGCGCGCUGCGUCUGGAGGCCCACGGCCGCGCCACUGCUGCCUGGGGCCGGAGCGCUGGCACCGCAGUCUCGGCCGCCCUCUCCGAGGUGGAGUACCUGAACGUGCGCCUGAGCCUGCGCGAGCCCCCGGCCGGUGAAAGCAUCCUGUUAUUACAGCCUGGAAAACAUGAAUUUCCCUUUAGCUUUCAACUUCCAUCUGAACCUUUGGUAACCUCAUUCACUGGGAAAUAUGGAAGUAUUCAGUACUGUGUGAGAGCAGUUUUGGAACGACCCAAGGUACCUGAUCAGAGUGUGAAGCGGGAACUCCAGGUUGUAAGUCACAUCGAUGUCAACACACCAGCAUUAUUAACCCCUGUAUUGAAAACUCAAGAGAAAAUGGUUGGCUGUUGGAUUUUCACUUCUGGUCCAGUCUCACUGAGUGCCAAAAUUGAAAGGAAGGGAUACUGUAAUGGAGAAGCUAUUCCAAUCUAUGCAGAAAUAGAGAAUUGUUCCUCUCGUUUAAUUGUUCCUAAAGCUGCCAUUUUCCAAACCCAGACGUAUUUGGCUAGUGGGAAAAUAAAGACCAUCCGGCACAUGAUUGCCAAUGUGCGAGGCAACCACAUUGCUUCUGGGAGCACCGACAUAUGGAAUGGGAAGACUCUAAAAAUUCCACCUGUUACUCCCUCCAUCCUGGAUUGCUGCAUUAUCAGAGUGGACUAUUCCUUAGCUGUGUAUAUUCACAUUCCUGGUGCUAAAAAAUUGAUGCUCGAGUUGCCCUUAGUGAUUGGUACAAUUCCAUAUAACGGUUUUGGCAGCAGAAACUCCAGCGUUGCCAGCCAGUUCAGUAUGGAUAUGAGCUGGUUGACACUGACUCUGCCAGAACAGCCUGAAGCACCACCAAAUUACGCAGACGUGGUGUCAGAGGAAGAAUUCUCUAGACACGUCCCUCCUUACCCUCAGCCUCCUAACUGUGGGGAAGAAGCAUGCUGUCCCAUGUUUGCCUCCUGCAUGCAGGAGUUCCGGUUUCAGCCUCCACCUCUUUAUUCAGAGGUUGAUCCACAUCCUAGUGAUGUAGAAGAGACCCAGCCUGUUUCCUUCAUUCUCUAAACAUAUUUCGGAAAUCACUGUGUUCAUCUUCAAAUUGGAAUGUUGGUUCUUUCCCCCUGCCUUUUGGGGGAAGGAAGCGGGAUGAUUAACUUAAGAACAUAAAUGAACCUCAAGACCAAAGGUGAUAGAAAUUAAAGAACAUGGGAACUUUCCAGUGGGCCAAAAGGAUUAUUGCACAUGUUUAUGAUAUGGCCAUAUGUCCCCUUUAAAUAAUGGGAUGAAGAUGUGAAAAGUCACAGAAUGUAAUGGAAGUCCUGAUGGUGAUAGAGUAAGUGAAGUAGUAUGGGGUGCCUGCGCUGACGCAAGAGAGAGGGAUCUGUGUAAAUAGUGGAAACACUAUGGGAGUAUACCUUUAAAAAGGUUUUUCAGAGUGGAACGAAAGUAUCUUAAGCUUAAGGCAGUACAGACUCGGGAAGAGACUUGAUUUUCGAGAAUGUAGCAGCACAAGUGUGUGCAUGAAUAGGAAAGUGGCUUACUCCGAAUACGAAGUGAGACCCUCAGGUGUCAGGGUCUGCAUGAUUUCUCACCAUAUUCCAUAGGACUGAAGUCCUUGAAAGAAUCCUUUCCUGAGAUCAUGGUCUUAUAAGGUCCUAAUGAAGUAAUACAGUUGUCACUCUUCCAGUAGUAGUUUAAAAUGUAGUUUAUAAAUUGGCUAUACAGCAUUAUGAAACCAAGAAAGAGUCCCUUGAAAGACUUGUCAGUUCAAAGCGGAAAGAUGAAUUUCAAUAUGAAAACACAUGUUGAAAGCUGUAAUUCUUACCCCCUUUAAGUACUGUACCAGGAUAAAUGUUUGAUUUUCCUCAUGUUUUAUUUACCUAGGCGCAUAUUAGAAAAAGAGGGGGAUAAGAAAAAGGUUGCAUCCUCAGGAUGCCUUGAUAACUACACAGAAAAAAACAAC